UCCUGUUAAGAGAUGUGCUGUGUGGGGGUAAAAUUUGAAACGGAAAAAGACAAAUCCAGAGGGGAUUAAAGGAACCAAACAAUUGGAGAGAGAAAGAGAGAGUGAGAGAAAGAUAGAAAGAGAGCCGUAUCGGGAAUAAUCACAACGUGAGAGGGAGAGACGUGAGGCGGUGCUUUGAAUAGGAAGCAGAGGCAAGGAUGGGAAGAGAUUAGUGCUGCGCUCUGUGGGCUCAUCACUCAAUGAAAGGACACUCUGGAAACAACAAGGGCGCUCAGCCUCAGGAGAACUGGGAAAGGUGCGAGUUUCGUUUUAGGCAUAUAUUAAACUUACUGGAAAACGCUUUGGACUUUCUGGAUGCUUUCACAUCGGGAUAAUCUGUUCUAACAAUUUCUAACCAUGGAUUGUUACAGCAAAGUAAGAACAGAGGAAUCGGAUCUAAGAAGGUUCUGAGUGACUUUUCUGUCCGUUCCAUGCCCCAGAUACUGCCCAUCUGCAUGGUACACAGGAAAUUAGAUGGCCAUCUGUGAAAUAUUGGAAGACAUGACAGAUGUAAAAUGACCUUUCUAGGAUUUAAGAGCAGAAGGCUUCCUGUAUCAACUGUGCUCGCGCUGUUCCUGGUGUAAUCCUUUUUUAUGUGCAACCAAAAGAAUGACUUCUACGUCUUGUGUGGUUUUGAUCUCACUCUUGGUUCGGCUCUCGGGGGCUAUUUGUCCUCAAGGCUGCCUGUGCAUAUCUGACAUAAUGAACUGUGGCUCCUUGGGUCUGGAUAGAUUCCCUAACCCGCUUCCAUUCACAACUUCUGUCCUGGACCUCAGUCAUAACAAACUAACAUGGCUGGCAGCUGGCAGCUUCUACGGGCUCCCAAGGCUGCACACUUUGCAUAUGUCCCAUAACCGCAUCUCCUUGCUCAGCCCGGGAGCUUUCCAUAACAUCAGUAGUCUUCGAUACCUGGACCUCUCUUCCAACAAAUUGCAGGUGGUGGGGAAGCAUCACUUCCAGGACCUGCCAGCCUUGGAGGUGUUGUUGCUCUACAACAAUCGUCUUACCCGCGUGGAGAGCAACACCCUAAUGGGGCUCGGCAGUCUCAGGAAGGUUUACUUCAGCCUCAACCAGAUCACAGAUUUCCCGUUCUUCUCGAUUUGUAAGCACAGCCACCCCAACCUGGUUACACUGGACCUCUCCUCAAACCGCCUGUUUCGUUUGCCUAUGGAUGACAUUGUGGUGUUGCCUGCUGCAGUGCAAAAAGGCCUGUUCCUGCACAACAACAGUCUGGAGUGCGAUUGCUCUUUGUACCGCAUGUUUUGGCACUGGGAGCAGAAGGGAUAUCCAAGUGUGAAAGACUACAAGGAUGACUACAAGUGUCUGAUCUACGGUGAGCCUCAAAUCUCAAUUAAUUUCCUGCGCUCUUCGCACUUCUUUGAGAACUGUACCAUUGGGAAGAUGAUAUCCCUGAUAUCUCCGAAGGCUGAAAAAGUUGUUUACGAGGGUGAACAAGUGAGACUGGACUGCACUGGAACGCUAAACGGAGAAGACCUGUCUUACAGCUGGAUCAUUCCUCAUCAAGAAAACAUCUCUCAGCUGAUCCAGAACGGAUCUCUACGUCUCAAUCAAGACGGUAGCUUGGAUAUUCUAGCUGCCCAGUCUAUAGAUUCGGGGGUCUACCAGUGCACUGCUGUGGAUAAUACGAGGAUAAUCAAUGAAUCACGAGAAGUGAAUUUAACGGUGGUAGCCCAGCACGCCAUGGAGGCGCCGUUCAGCACAGGCUACACCACUCUUCUGGGAUGUGUGGUGACACUUGUCCUCAUAUUGAUGUAUCUGUAUUUAACCCCAUGUCGUUGUUGUUGCUGCAAACCUCCUCCUCCCUCUCCGGCCAUCUCAAACUUUGGGGAAGACCGCUGCACUCCGGCCUCUAUCUUUGCAGCUCCUUCAACCAAUCGACUCAAGAGCAAGUCUCAGUCCGACAGGCACGUAGUGUUCCUUGAGCCACUCAUGACAGGGAAAAAUGGCCACCCAAAAGCUGCAUUUGUUGUUGAACCGCCUACAAUUGAAUGGUACACGGAAAACUUCACCAUAAUUAGAGAAAGAAAUGACUCUGAGUAGCAAAUUUGUGACUUCAAAAUCCCGCAGAAUUGCUUAAGCCUGUUUGAACCAUAGGGACAAGCAUCACAAAUUAAUCUGUCAUA
Sinocyclocheilus anshuiensis is the source of this 2183-nucleotide messenger RNA. RefSeq names its product amphoterin-induced protein 3-like. The record is from RefSeq and is a predicted model, not a curated record. Gene Ontology annotation, molecular function: protein binding. Lineage: Eukaryota; Metazoa; Chordata; Actinopteri; Cypriniformes; Cyprinidae. The transcript is spliced from 2 exons. The coding region runs from base 649 to 2100 and encodes 483 amino acids. Gene Ontology annotation, cellular component: membrane. Gene Ontology annotation, biological process: brain development.